GUCAUAAACGCCCAUGAUCCCGGGACUCGACCUCUCGCUACUCCCCUCUAUCCUCCGUUCUUGACGUCCCCUUCCAUGUCCAGUGGUGCUAUUUCCUCCUGUAGUCUCUUUCGGCGUGCACAACCAUCACUAUGAAGGCCCCUGGUUCAGACUCGGGUCCGAAUGCUCCGGAGCCAUCGCAGCAAACCGAUAGCCUCCUCAGACGUCUUGCUGGGCCAUCCGUCAAUAAAGCAGGACUCGCCAAGGACCAGUCGGAGAUCAAUCGCAUUAUAGCAGAGGCCUCCAAGGGAUCGAAGUUCUACGAGAAUGAGAAACGCAAGGACAAGGAACUCACGGAGCGCAUAAGUCGAAUAUUGAGACAUCGCGAUGAGGUCGUGAAAGGCGUUGAUCUACGUAGCGUGGAGCAAUCGGUGGACCAUCUUCUGGUCAAGCUGGAAGCGCAACGGGACCUCACCCAGAUCAUCGUCCACGUAGACAUGGAUGCAUUCUACGCAAACGUGGAGUUACUUGAUAAUCCAAGUCUCAAAGGCAAACCCUUCGCUGUAGGCAAAGGUGUCCUGACGACUGCCUCGUAUGAGGCACGGAAGUUUGGUGCGCGGUCGGGCAUGUCCGCCUUCAUCGCCAAGAAACUAUGUCCCGAGCUGAUCCUCGUGGAGACACACUUCGAUCGGUAUAUGGAGAUGUCGAAGCGUGUUAUGGACGUCUUCAUGCGGUACGAUCCCACUAUGUGUGCGGCUGGUUGCGAUGAAGGCUAUCUGAACAUAACUGCAUACUGCGAGGAGCAUCAAUUGGACGAGGAGGAAUGCGUGCAGGAGAUGAGAGAAACGGUGCAUCGGGAGACAAACUUGACUGUCAGCGCAGGCAUCGCUCCGAACAAGAUGCUCGCCAAGAUUUGCUCGGACAAGAACAAGCCGAAUGGCCAGUUUAAGCUUGAGUUCAAUUCUCGUGCGAUCAAGGCUUUCAUGCGCGACCUGUCCAUCCGGAAAGUACCGGGGGUGGGCCGAGUCAACGAACGGCUCCUGGAAUCCAUGGGCGUCGAGACAUGUGGAGACAUCUAUAUGCAUCGUGCAGUACUGUCGUUGAUGGACAAGCAAUUCGGUCUACACUUCCUGCUGCAGGCCUACCUCGGCAUUGCCUCGAACGUCGUCCAGCCCGGCACGCGGGAAGAACGCAAGAGCAUCGGUGCUGAGCGUACAUUCACAUCUAUCAGUGACAAGGACAAGAUAUUCCAGAAACUCGAAGAAGUCGCGGCUGAGCUGGAAAGUGAUAUGACCAACGGAGGAUGGACGGGGAAGACGGUCACACUGAAAUACAAACUCGACACGUACCAAGUCUUCACGCGUGCGAAGUCGUUCGAUCGAUGGGUUUCGACCAAGAAAGAAGACUUGUUUGCAAUAGGGAAAGAACUCUUAGUGCCCGAACUUCCACUGACGCUGCGGCUGAUUGGACUGCGGGUGACGAAGCUGAAGGACCUGAAGGCCGAGGCGGAGAAGAAGGCAGCUGGGAUCAUGAAGUUCUUCGGCGCGGCUGACGGUGGCGGAUCCCCCACGAAGAAGCGGAAUAUCGCUACCAAGGAGCAUAUGAACGCAGAACAAUUGACAGAGCUCAAACACGCUUUCGAAGAUGCGAUGCCUGGAUAUCACGAAGAAGUCGAGGCAGAAGACGAAGCUGAAGAAAAGCACGACAUGCCCCUUGAUGUUUAUCAUGUUCUGGACAAUGUGACAGUGGAUGAUGCGAGUUCUGUGGGUCGUGGUCCUCGACCAGGCGGGCGCCUUGACCAUCGUCUCAGACCACCCAACUCGGCACCUGCCCCGACGCCUUCACAAUCAUCCUCCAAGCCAACUCCCUCUGGACCCACGAACGUUCGUUCUUUUCGAGCAUCCUCUACUGGCCCUUCAGCGUCCGUUCGCAAUUCGCCUGGCCAUCGAUCGCGUUCUCCCUCACGUCAAGCUCGCUCAACUGCAUCAGAAUUCAGCACGCAAACAUGCCCAAUUUGCGCCAAGACUAUGGUUACGGAUAACCACGGGCUCAACGCACACGUCGACUUCUGUCUGAGCAAGGAGGCUAUUCAGGAAGCUCAGGCCGCCUCUUCCAGCGCUGCGACCAUGCACCAUGCUGGUGAGGUUGGUUCUUCCAAAGGCUUCAAGCCAAGGAGUAUAUCAGACCUUCAUGUUGGAUCUAGCAAGAAGCGUGGACCAAACUCUUCCAGUAGUGCGGAGGGAUCGGUUAGAAGGAAGCGGAGAAAGUGACUGAGGUUCUGUUGUUUAGGUCCGGGUUUGAGGUAACUUAUUCCUUUCACGGGUCACCCUAUGUUGUAUUCUAUGUACUGUAAUUGUGGCAGUUGUCGACGCCUCAGUAAACUUCGUAGACGUGUUUGCUUCCUG
Rhodofomes roseus is the source of this 2384-nucleotide messenger RNA. Its product is annotated as DNA/RNA polymerase. Bases 132 to 2249 code for a protein of 705 amino acids. Gene Ontology annotation, biological process: error-prone translesion synthesis. Gene Ontology annotation, cellular component: nucleus. Gene Ontology annotation, molecular function: DNA-directed DNA polymerase activity; damaged DNA binding. The transcript has 16 exons. NCBI's taxonomy places the organism in Eukaryota, Fungi, Basidiomycota, Agaricomycetes, Polyporales, Fomitopsidaceae. The record is from RefSeq and is a predicted model, not a curated record.